AUGUCUAACGGUCUUUUUCUCGACCGCCCCAUCUCGCUGCCGGGGUCUCUGGGAGACGACGUGAUCGGCAUUCUCGUGGACCAGGAGACGAGUUUCACGACGGGCGUCACCAACCAGGCAUUUAACGACUCCAUCGAGAGCGGCGUCAACGGCAUGGAAGGGACGUCGAGUGACAGCGGUAGCGACAGCACCACAAAACAAACCUACAGCAUCAACGGCGAAAACGAGCACAGCUCCGACUCCGGCGUCGUCCAGUUUCGAGAAAAACCCGGGCGACGGACUGGACGAGAGAGUAUAGCUAGCAUCGACAGCCUUGGCGACAAACGAGCUCCAUGGCGCACGUGGGAUGUGUUCAGAAUUCAAACAAAAUCGAAAACGUUCUCCCUAGACGACGCUACCAUCAGCAUAUUCCGAAAAAUCGUCAAAAUCUGUGUUGGGAUCUUGCUCGCCAUGGUUGUCUUGGUAACCACGGUGGUCAGUAAAAGCACUCUAUUACUCAUUACGUCCAACGUGUACCCGAACGUCACCCUUUACUGUGAAGAGGUGCCUGGUCGACACUUCACUUCCUGUUCCAGAAUCCCCCCAGACCGGACGUCCGGUCGGGUCUAUCGCUUGUCUCAGAAUGUUGAAAUUCGAUGGGUGUGGGCUCUAUUCUUCGUGGUGAUCACGCCGUACAUGUUUAACUUGUGUAAGUGUUUGUGGAGAUCAUGCUUCAAACGGACGAGAACACCCACGUGGGAUGUUGUCAUCAUUGCUGCUAUACCGGAAACACUACACAGUGUAGGACUUAGUAUUUUUGCAUUUUUGGUGCUGCCCUCUAUCGACUCGGUGCGCGGCCUAGUUCUGAUGUUAGGAGCUGCUUUCAUACCAUCUGUGAUGAAACUUUUCGAUACUGGCUCGGAAAAGAGGAGAAAACUACACAUACUAGUACUGGAUAUUCUAGCAAUGGUCGGCCAAUCAUCGGCUUUGUUUGCUUGGACUCUAGUAAACACACGCCAGGGCAGAUAUUACGGCGAGGCGUGGUCAAUACCAGUUUCUUUGUUCCUGAUUUCAUUUUCGUGGUGGGAAAAUUUCGUUAACAAAUUUGGCGUCCUGGGACCAGUGAACCGGAAGCUGAACGAACUAAAACGAAGAAUACGACGCAUGCGCACAAAAACCUACAUAAUAUUAAGCUGCUGGAAGGUGAUCAUCACACUAAGCCUGAUGACUCUGAUUAUAAGUAGUGGACAUAUGGACUGCGUCAAAGUCUUGUAUUUCCAUGGCAAUGACGCAGUCAAAAACUGUCCUCAGCUGGUGUACCCUUACGGAAUAACGAACGUGGAGUCGACGGACUACUUCCAAGACCCUUUCUGGGUGAUGCUCAUUCAGAUCACCUGCUGCGUGUUGUGUUACACGUUCGCUAAAACCGCCUGCAAGAUCCUCCUGCAGAUCGGCGGGUUCGCCCUGCCCCUGGUGCUCGUCAUGCCCGUCAUGCUCGGGGCGGUGAUCAGCGACUGCGAGGCGUGGAAGGCCAACUCCACCCAGUUCUGGCUACCGGCUUUGCCCGCCUAUAUGUUCUGGACAUGCGACCUGCACGGGCUGUCCUUCAACUAUCUCAGCUCUCUGGUAAUGGAGUACUAUUUACCACUGGCCGUCAUCUGGUGGCUGUCAUUUUUGUGGGUGUCGUUUCACAUUUGGUUUCCCAGGGUGGAGCGACUCGUGCAGACGGAGAGGUUGUUUGUGCAGCCGCUGUACUGUGGGAUACUUCUGGAACAAUCUCUCAUUUUAAACCGUCGACGCGACGACAGAGAUAACUCGCGCUCUGUCGAGAAGGAGAAAGAGAUGUUGGGAUUUUUUAAAAACAACGAAGAAAAGAACCCGCCUAACCCGUUGAAACCACGUGGUUCUCUGCGAACUGACGUCACGCCCAUGAUAUACGUGUGCGCUACUAUGUGGCACGAGACGGAGAAAGAGAUGCUUCAAAUGCUGACGUCAGUGCUUAGACUUGACCUAGACCAAUGUACCAGGAAACACGCCUACUUGUUUUUUGACGUCGUUGAUCCGGAUUAUUACGAAUUAGAAGUUAACGUAUUCUUUGAUGACGCAUUUGAGCUCCACGAAGAUGACGAUUUUGAAUACAGGGUCAAUAUGUUUGUGAAGACGUUUGUGGGCGUCAUAAACAAGGCUGCAAGCACUGUCCAUAAGUCGGAAGUGAAAAUGGAACCACCCACCAAGUACCCAACACCCUACGGCGGACGGCUGGAAUGGACUCUUCCUGGUCAGAAUCGACUUAUAGUGCACAUGAAAGAUAAGAUGAAAAUUCGCCACAAGAAGCGAUGGAGUCAGGUGAUGUACAUGUAUUACUUGCUUGGACACCGCCUCGUGGCCCAGCCUCUGCCCGAUGCCAGACGGAAACAGAUAAUCGCGGACCACACGUACAUACUGACGCUGGACGGAGACGUGGACUUCCAGCCGUCUGCUGUACAGCUGCUCGUCGACCGGAUGAAGAAAAAUGAGAAGGUCGCCGCCGCGUGUGGAAGAAUACAUCCAAUCGGGUCAGGUCCAAUGGUAUGGUAUCAAAAAUUUGAAUACGCCAUCAGUCAUUGGUUACAGAAAGCAACCGAGCACAUGAUUGGCUGUGUUCUGUGCAGUCCCGGAUGUUUCAGUCUGUUCAGAGCGUCUGCGCUAAUGGAUGAUAACGUGAUGAGAAAAUAUGCCAUGGUCUCGGACAAAGCAAUGCAUUUCGUACAGUAUGACCAAGGUGAAGACAGAUGGCUCUGCACACUGCUUCUGCAACAAGGCUACCGAGUGGAGUACUGCGCGGCCGCAGAUGCGUUGACCUAUGCCCCGGAAGGCUUUAGGGAGUUCUACAACCAGCGACGUCGUUGGUCUCCUUCCACCAUGGCCAACAUCAUGGACCUCCUGCAGGACUGGCGCCAUGUCAUCAAGGUGAACGAGAACAUCUCUGGGCUGUACAUGACCUACCAGCUGCUGCUGUUCGUGUCCUCCGUGCUGACCCCCGGGACGAUCUUCCUGCUGAUCGUGGGCGCCGUCAACACCGCCUUCUCCAGCAUCGACCUGCUGGCAGCCCUCCUCGUCAACCUCGUGCCCAUCGUGCUCUUCCUCGUCGUCUGCUACACAGCACGCACGGACAUACAGUUAACUCUGGCUGGCGUUCUGUCUGGUAUCUAUGCGCUGGGGAUGAUGCUGGUAGUUGUCGGCUUGGCUCUACAGAUGAAGGAUGAUGGGAUCUGUUCUCCUUCCACCAUCUUCAUGAUCUUCAUCAUCGUCGUGUUUAUCAUCUCGGCCGUGAUGCACCCCCUCGAAUCCUCUUGUCUGCUGCACGGCGUCCUCUACUUCCUGUCGGUCCCCAGCAUGAGCAUGCUCCUCAUGCUCUACUCCGUCUGCAACAUCCACGUCGUGUCCUGGGGCACUCGAGAAAUCAUCACUCAGGCGACAACGACUGCAAAGACAAAAGUGAAAAGUGGAAAGUUUAAGUCCCUGGUCAACUUGUUCAGCAGUAGUGAAAAGAUUAACAGUGACUAUGGAUUCUCGUUUGGCAAUCUCUUCAAGUGUCUGUGCUGUCCCAAGCCUGUUGGAGAUCAAACUGCAGACAAGUUUGUGGCUGUUCUGGAAAAGUUGGAGCAACUGGAAAACUCGCUGGUUGAGAUGAAGAAGGGUCCUUCUUGUCAUCCACCAUCGCCAACUAUUAAGUAUAGCGAUGAAACAGGGUUUCUUAAAGAAGCCAUAAACGUCGCUAAUAAUGGGCAGCCACUAGAAACCGUUGAUGAGGAACCUUCAACCACAGAACCUGAUAUUGUUAUUAAAACGAACCCUCUGUACACAGACAAACCCUUCAUUGACGAGGAAUGCUCUCCCUUCUGGAUUCAUGAUCAGGACAUAGGUCGAGGAAGAACACGAUAUCUUGGUACCGAGGAAAUCCGCUUCUGGAAAGAUUUGAUAGAGAAAUAUCUGAAACCCUUGCAGGUGGACGACAUCAAGAAGAAGAAGAUGCAGAAGGAUCUCAUUAUCUUAAGGAACAAAAUGAGUUUGAUGUUCUUCAUGGCCAAUGCUCUGUUUAUUGUGGUCAUCUUCACCUUGCAGUACACCAAUGCAACCAGGAACGGUGAAGGUAUAGCGAUUCACUUACCAUGUCAGGGUGGGAGGAAGGGAGUCAGUCCAGUCCUAGAGCCCAUCUCCCUCGUAUUUAUGGGCAUUUUUGGGAUUGCUCUGCUUAUACAGUUCCUUGCUAUGUUCUUCCACCGAAUGGGGACCUUCCUUCACAUUGUGUCUUCCACUGAAGUGAACUGUAUGAAGAUGAACUCCAAGGAGCUGGCUGAUAUGAACAUGUCCGACAAGCUGGAGCUGGUGCGCGAGAUGCAGAGGUAUGACGAGGAUGACGACACGCGGUCGGUGUCGUCUAUGAGUUCCAUCGACAGCCUGGAUGACAACAGCAGCUUGACGACCGACGACUCGCCGAAACCUAGACGACGUCGCGCUGUCAUGAGGAUAUCCAGGAAGAGGAGGAGGAAUCCGGAACACACGGGCAAUCUGGCUCACAAGUUCAUGGGACGCUACCUGAAGCUGGCGAGGGACCUGCAGAAUGAGAGGAUUGGCAGCGAAAGCAGCGAGUCGGGCGGCGUCGAGGGUCUGAUGAAGAGAAAGAAAUCUACGAGAAAGACUAGACGUGCGCUGGAGAAUAUUGGUCAGCACAAGAGCAGCAUCCUACAGAAGGCAGAAAAGUUUGAAAAAUUCACUGGUCUGGCUCGAGGAUCUGGACUGUCAAGCAUCAGUGGAGACAUUUCCAAGGACGAGCCCCUCCUUGCCAUGGUGCGUGGAUUCCUGGCGCAUCCUUCAUCAUCAACAAACUUAAGUAAGGUUAAUGAAGUAAACAGGAGUUCGCCUAGUGGCCUCACUGAAAGACUCAGACGCUCAAAUUCGGGUGGUGCUCCCGGCAGUAGAUGGGAAGGACGAAGAGGCAAUCCUCUACGUAGCACGUACGCAGGACCCGGAAAUCUGAAGUCAGUAGCUGAGUUACCAGCUCACCCUUACAAAAGCGUUGUGAUCAGCGACCCUGAAAAGGUCACCACGGUGCAAAUAUCGGUUCAGGAUAAGGCUACGCGAGAUUCGUCUACCCCAAGUGGAUCGUCGUUCAACACUGAGCUGGAAAACUUCAAGGAGGCUUUGCUGUUAGAUGACAUCACAGAUGACUCGUCGUCCAUUGCUAAUUCUGAGAAGAGCGAGACAUCUCAAACAUGUAUAUCUAGCCUGAGAGGUGAUUCUAAGGAUGUUAAAAGCGGUAGUGAUGGGCCCCACAGUUCUGAGUGUGUUGUGAGAGAAGCAGAAAACGCAGCUGGUGACUUAAAUGAACGAGAAGAAACAACACGAAUAUGA
This is a messenger RNA of Gigantopelta aegis, 5373 nucleotides long. Its product is annotated as chitin synthase chs-2-like. The record is from RefSeq and is a predicted model, not a curated record. Lineage: Eukaryota; Metazoa; Mollusca; Gastropoda; Neomphalida; Peltospiridae. Bases 1 to 5373 code for a protein of 1790 amino acids. Gene Ontology annotation, cellular component: cell periphery; cell septum. Gene Ontology annotation, molecular function: chitin synthase activity. The transcript is spliced from 14 exons.